AACAGAACAAAACAAUACGGAAGUAAAACGGUAGGGAGAGUUUGUUUGGGUUUGUUUGUCCUCGUCCGUGAAAACAUACAUGCUGAAUACCCAACUUUCAGUCGACUGAAACAUGUCUAGACUCCAGUCGUUUCGUGUGUUUUUAAAUGAGCGUUUAACCGCGGCAGCUGUGGAGAUUUUCGGGGCAUUUGAAGAAACGGUAGCGGACUACCAGGAGGAGAAUGAUCGGUUACGGAGACUGCUGCGGAUCACACCGGAGAUAAAACUAUGUAGGAUAGAUUCCCUGCAGCUCUCUGUCUCUGAAGAGGUUCUCCCUGAGCAGCAGCACUGUGAGCAGGAGUGGAGCCCCAGUCUGGGGCAGGAGAACCCAGAGCUUCCACAGAUUAAAGAGGAACAGGAGGAACUCAGGACCAGUCAGGAGGAAGAGCAGCUUCAAGGGCUGGAGGCUGAUUUCAAAUUCACUCCUUCCUGUGUGAAAAGUGAAUGUGACCAGGAGGACCCAUUUCAGUCCUUCACUUCUCCCCAAACCCAGACUGUGGAGAACAGAGAGAGUGAUCCUAAACAAGUGGAUCUCACACCUUCUGUUACUGUGACCCACCUUAAGGGUCUCUACAUUCCCUGUGACCCUCCAGAGGAUCAAAACAAUGCCUCCAGCCACAGCUCAGCCGUAAGCAGUGACCCCGUAGGACUUGACAGCAGCCCGCGAUUGGAUCCCAGCCCAUCGAUGGCGGAACAUUGUUCCAGCACGUCUAGAAAAACUCACCACUGCCGUGACUGUGGUGAAAAGUUUGCUCUGAAAGCUGCCCUGCAGAGGCAUAUGACUCUCUACAAGAAGAGACUCCGUGAAUGCAGUUUCUGCAGAAAACGCUGCACCUCCACCUGUAAACUAAAGGCCCAUAUCCGCCUCUGUCACAGUGGGAGACCCUGCACCUGCCCUGUUUGUGGCAAGACCUUCAAACUCAAAGGAUAUCUGUCCAAGCACAUGAGGAUUCACACAGGACUGGGAGAGAAACCAUUUAGCUGUGGAGACUGUGGGAAAAGCUUCAAUUUGAAGGGGAACCUAAAGAACCAUAUGCUGACUCACACAGGAGAUAAAUCAUUUAGCUGUGGAGACUGUGGGAAAAGCUUCAUUCAUAAGUGGAACCUAAGGAGCCAUAUGCUGACUCACACAGGAGAGAAACCAUUUAGCUGUGGAGAAUGUGGGAAAAGCUUCAAUCAGGAGGGGAACCUACGGAACCAUAAACGGACUCACACAGGAGGGAAACCAUUUAGCUGUGAUAACUGUGGGAAAAGCUUUAAUCAGAACGGGUCCCUAAAGAAGCAUAGACUGACUCACACAGGAGAGAAACCAUUUAGCUGUGGUGACUGUGGGAAAAGCUUCAAUCAGAAGGGGAACCUAAGAAACCAUAAACUCACUCACACAGGAGAGAAACCAUUUAGCUGUGAUGAUUGCGGGAAAAGCUUCACUCAAAAGUCUAACUUACUGACGCAUGUGAAAAAAAUACACAAAGGAGGAAAACAGGAUUAAAACUGAAAGAAAGAACAUUAUGACAAAGAUCUAUUUAGUCACAAGAUGAACAUAAAAAGUCAGGAUGUGGACAAUUCUGAGUACACGCUCAGACACACAUAGCUGGAAUAAGUAAAUGAAGUCUAUGAGAGAAUAGUCAGAUUAACAGAUGACUAAAAUAUUAGUGCAGAUGGCAUUAUUUUGUCACGUGCAUAGAUGUGUUAUAGGUAAUGAAUGUGUAGGGAACUUCUGAAAUUCUACAGAUUUUGUGGCACAGCAGGAAUACACACAAACCAAAAAGUAAAAUAAUGGAAUUAAGGAAUAUAUAAGUAUUAGGAUGAGCCAUGUCGGAGUGGCGUUGAG
Molecule: messenger RNA, 1870 nt
Organism: Oncorhynchus mykiss (rainbow trout)
Lineage: Eukaryota; Metazoa; Chordata; Actinopteri; Salmoniformes; Salmonidae
Source: RefSeq, a predicted model, not a curated record